Molecule: messenger RNA, 4828 nt
Organism: Rhipicephalus microplus (southern cattle tick)
Lineage: Eukaryota; Metazoa; Arthropoda; Arachnida; Ixodida; Ixodidae
Gene: alpha-Man-IIb
Product: alpha-Mannosidase class II b
Biological process (GO): N-glycan processing; protein deglycosylation; mannose metabolic process
Cellular component (GO): Golgi membrane
Molecular function (GO): carbohydrate binding; alpha-mannosidase activity
Source: RefSeq, a predicted model, not a curated record
GCGGCGGUUCGAUUUUUCGUCGUCUGCUAUGUAGGCCUAACAAAGGCGACGGCUGAUCGCCUCGCGUCAGUACGCCCGCUGCUCCGACGCUCGCUAGGUUCACGCCAUGGCAGGUCGCGCGUCGACGGUGGCUCCGCUGGAUACGUGACUCCCUCUGCCCGCUUGUGAGGAGUCUUCCCUGUGAUUUCUGCGUUUCGCAGUGCGCCUUUCGCCGUCAUGCGUCCACUUUAUCCACUGUUCGCUUCGUAGUCCCGCGUGAAUGGUGCAGUGCUGUCGUCGGCCUUCUCCCAGCUGAGCGCGGCAGCGGGUCCAGCGUCGUCAUGAUGUGCGCGAGCCGCAAAGCUAAGGUGCGCGCCCUAGUCGCGGCCUGCCUGCUCGUGUGUGCCGCUCUCGUGUUCUUCUACCACUAUUCGAACGACGCCGGAGAGUUGUCCGAACUGCACCGCAAGCGCCUGUACGGCGGCGAUCAGCGGCGGCGCGAGGACGACUCGUCGCACAACUUCGUGCACGACAAGGCGCCUUCGUCGAAGUCUUCCUUCACGUGGCCCUGGGCGAAGCGGGAAACGUUGACCGCUGCCGGCGAUUGCCGUGCGCUCAAGGUGCGCCGCGAUGUGGAUAUCUACACACCCGACGUGUACCCGACGCUCAACUUCAAGCCUCAAUCGAGGAGUUACUGGAAUCAGACGUUCGAGAACCGAUAUUACGAAACGAGGAAGCAGUGGGCCAAGCUACCGCUGGAGGUGAUCGUGAUUCCGCACUCGCACAACGACCCCGGAUGGCUGAAGACGUUCGAGGGCUACUUCCUGAGCAACACGGCGCACAUCCUCAACAACAUGGUCGAGUUCCUGCAGAAACACAAGGACUUCUUUCUCUGGGCCGAGAUGUGCUUCUUCUCACGCUGGUGGCGCAGCUUGGAGAACAGGCCGCACCUUCGCGAGGCUGUACGGCACCUGGUACACCGUGGCCAAUUGGAGAUGGUCACGGGCGGCUGGGUGAUGACGGAUGAGGCGGCCGCCCACUACUAUGCCAUGGUUGACCAACUCGUCGAAGGACACCAAUGGCUACGCUCCACUGGGGUGGUACCGCGCGCAGGCUGGUCCAUCGACCCGUUCGGGCACGGCGCGACAGUACCGUACCUGUUACAGGCCGCCGGCAUCCGUAGCACCUUCAUCCAGCGUACCCACUUUGCUUGGAAAGAGUUCCUCGCUGCGAGGAGGGACCUGGAGUUCCUUUGGAAAACUCCCUUUCCGACAACUUACUUCAACGACUCCGGCGUGGUGACGCACAUGGCGCCCUUCGAGCUGUACAGCAUCAAGCACACCUGCGGGCCUAACACUGACGUGUGCCUCAAGUUCGACUUCCGCCGGUUAGCCGGAGAGUACACCGAGAGCCGCGCUUCGCAGGUGGCUGAUCACAACGUAGCCACCCUGGCAGAGCUGCUUUUGGGCCAGUACGGCCGGAUCGGCUCCCUAUUUCCGCACAACGUCGCCCUGGUGCCACUCGGAGAUGACUUCCGGUUCGAUCACGACAUUGAGUGGGAGCAGCAAUACGCGAACUACCGCAAGCUGUUUGACUACAUUAACAAGAGCAAGCGGCUACAUGCGCACGUGCGCUUCGGCACGCUGAGUGACUACUUCGAGGAGGUCUACGCCCGCAUGGAGAAGGGUGUCUCCCGCGAGCACCCGUUCGCCAAACUCGCCGGCGACUUCCAUUCGUACGGUGACAUGUACGCCGAGGGCAAGCCUUCCUACUGGACAGGCUACUUCACCACGCGUCCUUACCUGAAACACUUUUCGCGGGAGCUGGAGCACUGGCUGCGCGCCGCCGAGAUCCUCUACAGCCUCUCCCGCGUCUACCUGAACGAGAGUGGUCAGAUGGACCUGGGUCGCCGUCUCGACGCCGACUACGUGUUCCUCGUGCAAACCAGGGACGCCCUGGGUCUAUUCCAGCACCACGACGCGAUCACGGGAACGUCCAAGGAAGGCGUCAUGGCUGACUACGGCUCACGCAUGUACAACGGCAUGAAGGAGGCCAUGGGCGUCAUCGCGCAUGCCGCCCAGUAUCUGAUGCUCGUCGAGCAGCCCAUGGUCAGCGCCGCGAUUCAGUCGCAGAGACCUGUGACGUCGUACCUCUAUCCCGAUGUGCAGAGGCCCACUUAUGACGUGCUGCCAAUUAAGCUGCCAUUGAGCGUACCAGAAAUUCUGGCCGCAAGAUCGUCCUUGUACAACUCGCACGCACAAACAUUGCAGGAGGUGGUACGCGUGCACGUGUAUGACCCCGUUUCGAGGGUGCUCGACGCGACGGGCGAAGACGUUCUCUUCCAGCUCAACCCUGUGUGGACCGACGCUUCUGCCGUGUCCAGCGUUGUGUUCGAGUUAGUCUUCAUCGUCAAGCUACCGCCGCUCUCGCUGAGCACCUACACACUUCUCGUGGAGCCUGGCAGGCUCACCACCCCAAAGACGAGGGUAUCCAUGUUUGUCGGCGACGCGUGGUCCGGUGCCGGCGCACAGUCCAUCUUCAACUUCGAGAGCCCGCACACGAAGCCCAUCGUUCUGUCCACGCCGUACGUGGAGGCGACGUUUUCGCACGAAACGGGCCUCCUGCGUUCAAUCAGGUUGCGCAAGAGUGGCCUCGAGGGACGGGUAAACGUCUCCUUCAAUGCGUACCGGUCGCUGGAGUUCCACAGCGGCGCCUAUUUAUUCGAACCGGACGCCAGCGACCCGUUCGUGAACGUCACCGGGCGCUUUCCGAUUGUGCGCGUGGUCCAGGGUCCGAUCACCUCAGAGCUGGUGUCUGCCUACGCGGACGGGCUGACACACACCUUUCGAGUGUACCACGUCGAUGGCUUUCUCGGAGGUGGCCUCGAGAUGAGCGUCGUAUUCGACCUUUCUAAGCGAUCUGACUACAACGUUGAAAUGUUUAUGAAACUAGACACGGACGUUGACAGCGGCGACCGUACCUUCUACACGGACUCGUCGGGCUUCCAGAUGAUGAAGCGCGUCACUGACGUGCGUCUGCCCGUGGAGGCAAACUACUACCCUGUGACGGCCGCCGCUUACUUGGAGGACGAGCUAUCGCGCGUCACUCUACUCGUGUCCCACGCCCAUGGCGCUGCUAGCGUUCAGCCAGGAUCUCUGGAGGUGAUGCUGGACCGUAAGCUUCGCUACGACGACAGUCGAGGUCUCGGUGAAGGGGUGCUGGACGUGCGCGAAACGCAAGCCGACUUCUGGCUGCUCCUAGAGCCAGUGAUUCCUGAGAACGCCGUCAAGACAGCGAGGGGAACAAGCUGGCGGGCCACGAGGACGGUGGCAAGAAGUCACAGGACCUUCCAAACCUAUCCUCACUGGCGCACUCCCUUUCGCAGCGGCUACUCUACCCGGUCGUCGUGUUGGCCACCGAGGGACAGCAGAACCGUGCUCUUCACCCAGGCUUUAGUUUCUUGCACGAGGGCUACCCGUGCUCUACGUGGAUGAUGAACCUACGUACGGUGCCCCUGGAGCAAGACUUCGACCGGCCUUCGAAGAGUAGCUUGUUGAUUCUUCAUCGCAAGGCAGGCUCGUGCCGUGUGGCCAGCUUAGGUCUGCCAUCGUGCGAGCUGGAGAAGACCUACGUCUCGUCGGGCACCGGGUCUCAAGGCGACGCGCCUUCUUUGAGACACGCGUCUUCGCGACCUGAGAGGUUCCGGCUUGUCAAAGUGCAGUCGGUUCACAGGACUACGUUGACGGGCGUUAGAAACGGGGCGAGGCUCCCCGACGUCAACGCGGUCGAUGUUCCGCCCAUGGAGAUUGUUACGCUCAAUGUGACUUUCGGUCCAUAAGCGGUGUUAGUGGGCUUGCAGAGUAGUAAUUCAGCGUGGAGACGUUCGCAGACUUUCGUUUUAGACUUGUGACUGGAACAGAUGACAGCGCGCCGACUUAUGCGUUGAAGUCGGUUCGCAGUGACCUGCCAUUUUAAGGGACUCACAUGGUUGCUUGUUCCAGAUCGCCACUCGAGUUUCAAGGUCUUACAAGGCCGACGCGUGUAGUCUUUCUCACGUGCAGGAACGAUUGCUGGCUUCCGUCCGGAUAGUCAUGCUGGUUGGUUGUGCGAUUCCUUCACCUUGUGCCCAUUGAUGGACAUGUCACAAGGGCACGUUGUUAGAGUCAUAUGUGUGCGCGUGCUAUUCAUGUCAGUAACGGCCUUUGCCGUGAAGUUCAGUAGUUUUGGAAUCCCGUUGCAGCAAUAUUUUUCUGGGGGAUCCUCGAGACUGAUUGCCGGUUGUCUCUAGGGGCGCCUACUGAGGUCUGUGCGCACGCGCGCACACUUUUCGAGCUUGUUCGUUUACUCAGUGUCCUGUUCACUUAUGUCGUGAAACAUACGGUGACGUGAAGCUCUCGCUACUGCCAGCUUGCGAUGUGGGUGCGAACACGAAUGCUGUUUGUAAAAUGCUGUGAAGAUGCGAAUUGGUCUAUUUUGAGGACAGAGUGUCAUUGGCUGACCAACGUGAAGAUUGCCCUGGUGGAUAUAAACAUACGGGGCUGAAGCUGAUCGCAAGGGAAUAACGCAUUUUCAAUAGGAAUAACUGCAUUUUCAAUAUAUUAUUUGUGAUGUCUCAUAAAUGUGGAGCAUCUAACAUAAAAGGGGGAAGAUAGAAGUGCAUGAAUUACUACUUUUGCAAAGGGAGGUGUGUCACUUAUACUCCUUAACCUCCCUUAAGUAAAGAAGUUUAUGUGGGAGUUCGGAUUGUUGGAGAAGGAUGAAGUGACCAAAGUGAUCGCCCUGCACAUAUUAAUGUAAGCCUCAUAGCCGCAAAGCUGAAUACUGGCUGUUUCUCUCUUAGAAAUGUUUG